This is a messenger RNA of Pygocentrus nattereri (red-bellied piranha), 1396 nucleotides long. RefSeq names its product golgi SNAP receptor complex member 2 (gene gosr2). Gene Ontology annotation, biological process: vesicle fusion; intra-Golgi vesicle-mediated transport. The record is from RefSeq and is a predicted model, not a curated record. Gene Ontology annotation, molecular function: SNARE binding; SNAP receptor activity. The transcript has 6 exons. The coding region runs from base 164 to 802 and encodes 212 amino acids. NCBI's taxonomy places the organism in Eukaryota, Metazoa, Chordata, Actinopteri, Characiformes, Serrasalmidae. Gene Ontology annotation, cellular component: Golgi apparatus; SNARE complex; late endosome membrane.
CGGUCCUUCCUUUGGUGACGUGUAGCGCUGACUGAGGAAGAUGAUGUGGAGACCUGGUGGCUUUAUUUUGAUGUGCGGCUAAAACGAAAGCGCUCUGUGUGGUUUGGUCUGUGUGGAUAAAGGGCUGUUUCCAGUCUGGCGGCGUCUUAAAUCACCACAGAGAAUGGAGACGCUUUAUCAUCAGACUAAUAAACAAAUCCAGGAGGUCCAGUCCCAAAUGGGACGGCUGGAGACAACGGACCGACAGUCAGUGCACUUGCUAGAAAACGAAUUGCAGGCCAGAAUUGAACAGAUCUUUACUCAUCUGGAACGGCUUGAGAUCCUGGCCAGCAAGGAGCCGCCUAAUCGACGUCAGAACGCCAAACUGCGAGUAGACCAGCUGAAGUAUGAUGUGCAGCAUUUACAGACAGCUUUGAGGAACUUCCAGCACAGACGCUAUGCUCGUGAGGCUCAGGAAAGGGAGAGGGAAGAGCUGAUGAGCCGCAGUUUUACCACCAACGACGCAGACACUUCUAUCCCCAUAGAUGACACACUUCAGUUCAACUCCAGCCUGCAGAGCGCUCACAGAGGAAUGGAUGAUCUGCUUGGUUCUGGCUCCAGCAUCCUCAAUGGCCUCCGUGACCAGAGGGGCACGCUCAAGGGUACCCAUAAGAAGAUGCUGGAUGUGGCGAACAUGUUGGGGCUGUCCAACACGGUGAUGCGUCUAAUCGAGAAGAGAGCGACACAGGAUAAGUUCAUCAUGAUCACCGGCAUGCUCAUCACCUGCGUCGUCAUGUUCCUGGUGGUGAAAUACCUGAGCUGAACUUUCUCAGUCUGAGCUGACCCUUCUUGACUGCCAUGAAAGGACCGUACCAAGAGACGGUGAUCUUAAACUUGGAUUGAGGAUUUGGAUUACCCCAGGUUGCCUUCUGGUUUUGAGAUUCUCAUCCUCUUUGUCGACAUCUGAUUUGACUCAAUGAGCCUAAUUUUAUGUGAAUUAAUAAAUCUGUAGAUGUUUAUAAGCAAGUUUAAAUGUUAAAGCAGGUGUUUGACGUUUAUAGCCCAGAAGACUUCAUCACAUCCUCAAAGCACCAGGAAAAUGGACGCUGUUCAAACAAAUAAACUCCGGUAUGGUCUGGACAUUUUCCUGACAUCUCUUAAAUAUGUUUUUUUUUUUUUUCUUAAACUUAUUCUUGUGCAUCUGUAAUCAGUCUCCUGUUUUCUUUACAGAUACAAGCAAAAUGGUAUUAAAAUAAUUUAAAUGUGGUUAUAUUAAGUGGACCAGACCCCAUUUGGAACUACUUCCAUUAAUCAACACUGGCUUUGGUUUUUAACCCUCAUAGAACUGUAAAGAUUUAAAGUUAAUGCCGUCUGUACUGUACAAUAACCAUGCUAACAGUAAAGUCUCAUGAACUGA